AUGCCGGAUCCCGUGGACGUCGGUAAGGCGAUAUCAAUCAGCAUUGACUACAACGCCAAUGAUGACGACGCGCGCAAGUCGGAGCCGGGCCAGGCCUCGCGCUUCUUGCGUCGAGUCGGCGGCAUUUUUCGGAAGCGGCUGGUCGGAUGCCGCCUACUGAUUGUGCUUCUCCUUCUGCUCGUUUCCGCAACUGUCUUUUGGAGUUCCAAAGGCUUCGAGAAGCAGAACGAUCUCAUGCUCAUGUCGGCCGCCGACGGUGCAGCCGAUGUGCUGAGUUGGAGGAACGAAACGCUGGCGUGGUCGCCGACCAAACGCGAAGAGCCACCUGCGAUUCCUGAGAUUUGGUUAAAACCAAAUGGAGGAGGAUACACUCCAUGUAUCGAGCGGUUGAAGAGUGAUAUCAGAAUAAGUAAUGCCACAAAAGGUUAUCUCUCUGUGUAUGCUAAUGGUGGACUGAAUCAGAUACGACUGGGUAUCAGCGAUAUGGUUGCCAUAGCAAAGCUAAUGAACGUCACGCUUGUAAUCCCUUCUAUUGAUAAUACUUCAUUCUGGAAAGACUCGAGCAACUUUCAAGAUAUAUUUGAUGUUGAGCACUUCAUAGAUGUUCUCGGAGAUGAUAUUAUGAUCGUCGAGUCCCUUCCACCCAAAUAUCAAAAUAUUACACCUUAUAUAAUGCCACCUAGAUCUUGGUCUUUGGAUUCUUAUUACAAGAAUUUAUCAAAAAUAUUCAAGGCACAUAGGGUUGUAAGUUUCACCCAUACGGACACUCGGCUCGCCAAUAAUAAUCUUUCUCAUGCAAUUCAAAAACUACGGUGCCGUGCAAACUAUCAAGCGCUACGGUUCACAUUGCAAAUCGAAGGGUUAGCAAUGAACAUAAUUGAUAAGUUGAAAAAUGGAACUACUAGACCAUUUAUGACUCUCCAUCUAAGAUAUGAGAAGGACAUGCUGGCAUUUACUGGUUGUGAUCAUCAAUUGGGACUAGAGGAGGCGAAAGAGAUAAAGGAGAUGCGGUAUGCGAAUCCUCGUUGGAAAGAAAAAAGUAUCAAUGGCACAGAGAGGCGGUUGGCUGGCCGUUGUCCGAUGACCCCACGUGAAAUCAGCCUAUUCCUAAAGGCUAUGGGUUAUCCUAACACAACCAACAUCUACAUUGCGGCAGGGGAGAUCUACGGGGCUAAUAGCAUGGAUGCUCUAAGAAAAGCAUAUCCGAAUCUUCACACACACUACACAACAACCACAAGCGAGGAAAUAGAGCCUUUCCAAAAGCACCAACACAAAUUAGCUGCAAUCGAUUACUAUGUCGCUAUUCGUAGUGACGUGUUUGUGUAUACUCAUGAUGGCAACAUGGCAAGAGCAGUCCAAGGUCACAGGAGAUUUGAAGGAUUCCUUAAGACAAUCAAUCCUGAUAGGAAAAGGAUUGUGGAAUUGAUAGAUCAACUGGAUGCGUUCACUAUUGAAUGGAGCGAAUUUGAAGAAAAGAUAAGAAAGUCACAUGCUAAUAGACUUGGAGGUCCCUAUGAACGAAAACCCGGAGCUGGACCUAAAUUUGAAGAGUACUUCUAUUCUAAUCCGCAACCUGGAUGUCUAUACUCAAACAACACGAGAGGAGGCGAGGCGAGGCGAAGCCUUUAG
Molecule: messenger RNA, 1629 nt
Organism: Ananas comosus (pineapple)
Lineage: Eukaryota; Viridiplantae; Streptophyta; Magnoliopsida; Poales; Bromeliaceae
Exons: 8
Coding region: 1-1629 (542 amino acids)
Cellular component (GO): cytoplasm
Source: RefSeq, a predicted model, not a curated record